This is a messenger RNA of Amaranthus tricolor (Joseph's coat), 832 nucleotides long. RefSeq lists its product as uncharacterized. The transcript is spliced from 4 exons. The record is from RefSeq and is a predicted model, not a curated record. Bases 239 to 832 code for a protein of 197 amino acids. Lineage: Eukaryota; Viridiplantae; Streptophyta; Magnoliopsida; Caryophyllales; Amaranthaceae.
CCCCACCAGAUGCUGUGUAUGGUUCAAGGUGUAAUUUCGCACGCCGGACGCGCAAGUACACCGGGAUCGGUUUCGAAUUCUACCGAGAUCAGUUAGACCUGCUACGACCCAACCAGUGUUUGUGGGACCCGUACCUUGUGGAAGCCUUGCAGCUGUUCCCGAGCACUCGGGGAUUCAAUCAGGCGCGUGGAGGGCUUCUGUGCCACUCAUAUGCUUUGAUUUCGACACUGAACCCGAGAUGCACCUAAUUUCGCGCAAGAAUUAUGGUACGGCGAACUGGAUGGAGAUCAACUGGUGCCAUAUCGCUCGUUGGGAUCGUAGACUUGAGCUGCUGGUCCAAGGUGCGCCGAUCGAUGUUCAUAGUGCACCUACUACACUGGACUACAUGCCGUGGUUCCUCUCCAUCACUUGCCGAUGGAUGACACCACGUGGCAUCAUCGCAGCAGCACCUUACGCACCUGUUGCGCCUACCAUGACCCAAUUUGCACAAGGUGCGACAGCAGUGAAGCGGUACAGCCACGAGGAUCCGGUGAGGGAGAUUGCGCAAGGCAUGCUCGUUGGCACGCAGUUCCAGCACUUCAUACCGGAAGUCGCUGCAGAGUCCUCACCGGCUACCACUCAUAUGCACGUCUCAUCUCCUGCUUAUGACUAUCAUUUGGAGGAGAUGGACCUUUCAUUCCCUGUUGACGUUGCGGGGACCUCGCAGGCUGGGCCAUCGCAGCCAUCACAGUACCAGUCCCCUCCAUUGCCAGAGCGACACCUGAACGCCUCUUACUACCCUUGGGUCAAACAGCUAAGCAUGAUUUAUAUUAGGAAACGACAAAGAGAUUAA